Messenger RNA from Varroa destructor (honeybee mite), 6992 nucleotides. It is a transcript of the gene Syt14, whose product is annotated as Synaptotagmin 14. Gene Ontology annotation, molecular function: phospholipid binding. The record is from RefSeq and is a predicted model, not a curated record. NCBI's taxonomy places the organism in Eukaryota, Metazoa, Arthropoda, Arachnida, Mesostigmata, Varroidae.
AAAGGCAGCCGUCCCCUAACAGCCCUCUGCUUGGAUCCCCAUCGUAGCUCCUGUCGCCGCUGCAGCCGCUGCCCGCGUUAAGGUUGUUGUUGUUGUCAUCGUCUGUACUCCGUGAUGGCGCAGUGGUGCACGGGAUUCGACCAAGCGAGAGAUGCAUUCUUUGCUACGUGAGCCGCUGCCGAACGCCCUGUGAGGCGUGCGUUGGGCGCAACGGAGUCAGGCCGCGGGCCUGCAGCCUACGCACACAAUUCAUGGCUGGUCGCGUCGGCCUUACGAAGCGACGAAGACUUCAAAGUGAUCAUAGGGACGCAGCGCUGUCGCUAGGAGCGAUGGCCGCUAGCCCGGGACCCCAACCGCUGGCAGGAGCUGCACGGACAACACAGGACAGCCACUAUCUCCAAAACCAAUUCCACCACCAAAAGGAGCAGCAGCAGCAGCAGUAUCUCAAUGAGCAGCAAAGGCAGACUCUGUUACUGGCUGCGGUUUCGCAGCAGGCCGUUCCCUUUGCUGCUGCUGCGCCUGCAGUAGCUGCACUAGGACGUCAGUUGAAGUCGGACUUUCAGCGUGCAGCCAUUAGGCAAAAUGAAGUGCAGGCGCGAACGGUGAAGUCGGUCAGAAGCGAACACGCUGAAACUGCACAUCUCCUCGUGUCUUCCUCAUCCUCCGACAGCAGCGGCCGUAGUAGUAGAAGUGGUAGUAUUAGCAGCAAUUUGCAAAACAGUGUUUCGGCAGUUUUGUACAGCUCGGACACGACUUUAACGACGAGUAGUUCUCUGCCUGUCCUAUCGCCAUUGUCGCCACUGUUGCCGCUGUCAGGCCACGCAGCAUUAUCGCGACCUAUCGCCGCGCCUGGAGCUCUUCAACACAAGCAAACAACAACUGCGGCAUUGAUAGCACCUUCUGCAGCAGUGGCAGCGGCUUCAGCCGCUGCGAUCUCUGGACCCACAUCGGCACCCACAUCGGCGCCUGCGCUUGCCCUGUGGCUUCCACUGCCUCACGCCCUUGGGGCGACGUUGGCCGGCUGCGCGAUGCUCCUGGCCUCACUAGUUGUGCUCUAUUACCUCUAUCUCAAUCGGCGACUGUGUUUUCAUGGACUUUUAACCGCGGGACCGGACAAACGCAAGUACUCCGACUACUCCAGCAACACUCUCGACGAUACGUUCUAUUAUGAAGAUAUCAGUGCCAGUUCUGAUUCGGAUGAGCACCUCAUCAACAAUGACAACCUCAACAUCAAUGUCGAACAGCAGCAAUUCCGAAGCGCCGGCCCUGAUCGGAUACAGGAUCGGCCUAACCUCAACGAACGCUCAGGAUCCGUCACCUCAGUUAAUGAAAGCAAUCCGUUUGCCGCCGAACUGCUUGGCGCCCAUCAACGGAUGGCCAAUCUCAGUUAUCAGAGCCUCCAAUCCUGUUACCAGCAACCGUUGACAAACUGCACGUCCGCGAUCUCGACAACGGCCGUGUCCAAUGAGAUCGUUGAUAAUCAGAAAAUCACCGUUGUUACUACUAAUCAGUCGUUCAAUAUCGCCGAUGCAUCGGGUGGAGUUUUAGAGGUGAGCAUCAGUCAUGACACCUUGGCUCGCCGGCUCGUGGUCAGUAUCAUACAGGUGCAACGUAUCCCGCUGAAAGCGUCGCCAAAGGUGCUAGCGACCAAAACGACAGCAAAAACCGGAACGUACCGACUCAAGGUGACAGCGCUAACCGCGCGUCAGGCCGGACGCCUAAAGCAAAGUCGAGCGUCGAAGGCGAGACAGGCUGACCAACAGGGUAACUGUACAUUCAAUGAGGAUUUGGUGUUUUCGCGCAUUUCCUCGGAAUCCAUAUCAGGGAUGCAGCUGCGCUUCAGAAUUCACUCCGCACACGAACGUCUGACAAGACGACAACGGCUUAUUAUAGGCGAAGCCAUAAUUUCCCUGGGUUGCGCCAGACUACGGCAACCUAUACAGGUCGCCCUUGGGUCGAAGCUAUCGCAGAGCGCUAGCGGGGGCGGGACCACUUCAAGCGAAUCGGAGAUCUCUGAUUGUUCACUUAAAUCGCAAGAUUCAUCGACGGGUUCACUAAAUUCGCUGCGAUCACCACACUCACCCCAGCACGUGGGAUUAGCAUCCUCGCCUGAGCUGCUCAUUGGGUUAGCAUACAAUGGUACAACGGGUAGACUGAGUGUCGAGGUCAUCGGCGGAAGUCAUCUGGGAGUAUUGCCGGGAGUGCCUCACGUGAAAAGUUGCUCAUCACCCGAUACAUUCGUCAAGGUGUGCCUAGUUUCGUCAUCAGGACAAGAGAUAGCCUCGUCAAAAACUUCCGUCAGAAAAGGACAGGCCGAUCCUGUCUACAAAGAAACUUUCGUGUUUCAAGUGGCACUUUUCCAGCUGAGCGACGUGACAUUGAUCCUUUCGGCCUAUAAACGAAGUUCAAUGAAGAGGAAGCAGCUCGUCGGCUGGCUAUCAUUCGGUAUGAAUCCCUCAUCGGAUGCGCAACUGGUCCACUGGAGUGAUAUGCGCGAAGGUCGCGGUGAGCAGGUGGCCAGAUGGAAUACCUUAAUACAAAGCCAAGGAUAGGUGGAAAUUAAGUCGGCCGAGUCGGAAACUAAUAAACGCAGAAGCACGUUUUGCUGUUGGCAUCCAUGCGUCGCUGAAUGAAUCGUAGUCAUUGACGCGGAAUUGAGUUCGUCUCGGCUCGUGAAUUCGCCUAAUUACUCAGAGGAAUCGUCGCAUCGCAAGAAGUAACAGUUGUGUAAUACUGAUUAAAACAAAUGAGCUAGGCCGAUCCAUAAAUAUUCGAGAACGUGUGUCAGGAUCUAAGACUUUAACGUUGUUAGAAAGGAAAUCUCGAGCACAGUCCCUAUGCUGAUUGGUUAUACAGGCGACAAAGUGACUAACAUAUUUUGAGAUGUUGAUACGCAUUAAUGGAAGAGUCAGGGUCAAAUGUCCUACUACGUUGACAGGAAGCUCAGGACAAAGCGUCACGUACAUACAUGUCAUAGGGAAAUCAACGUCAGUUAUGAGUCAGGUACAGGUUUUCACUGGCUUCAGCAACCACACACCCUAGCCAAUAAAAAUCAAUCUAGAGUAACACCAAAAAAACAUGGAACGAAUUAAAUGCCGAACUAGUUUCAAAUACGAUAGUAUCAGGCAGGAACGAUGUUAUACGCAACAUUCGUCACGUGAAAAAAACAGGAUUUAAGUACCUAAUCAUGUAAACAGUUUACCCAGUAGAUAUUCGAGAGCACUUUGCAUCGGUGGGUUCUUGUAUUGUUAUUUUACAAAUGUAAUUCUCUUUUACGAGCUGGUAUUACCUACCAGGUUACCUUGAUGAAAAUAAGGGAAAACUAGUGCGAGUAGACGGGAUAGUCUAGAAGCACCAUUAAAGAAAACCGUGCAAUUUCAAACAAAUAAGUAAGGUUUAACUUCCGUCUUUUUUUCUUGCGGCAGAGAUUUAAUACGAACCACGCCGAAAACUAACGUGUAAACGUAUGCGGCUGCAACGAAUAGAUGGACCAUCGAUCGGCAGAUGGGCAUUGUCCGUUGUAGAAACAGCGAGGGCUGCGAUUAACGAAGUGGCUAAUGACGGACAGUAUGUCAAAAUGACUACAUUUUUUUUGCUACUAUAAACGUUGUAACAAAUCUCAAAUAACAUUUUUACAAAAUGCAUGAAGGCGCUAUCUUAAAAUAUACAUAAGACAACAUUCCGAGACGGCAGACAGUCAAAAGAAGAACAGAAAGCGCUAAUGCAUUAGGAUAGCAUAGCUAAGGAAUAUCGAUUUCCGCCUGGACAGCUUGUCCUUUUCUCUUCGUCAGACAUAGGCGUGAUAGACCUUGUCUAAAGCCAUCUAAAAUUUAAGAGGGAAAAUUCACUGGUUCGACAGAGGACGCCCUUGUACACACGAGAACCACUUUUUUAUUGCAGUGAAACAAAACUAUACGCAAUAUCUCCUAUAUAAUAUAUCCUUCAAUUAAUGUACACACUAGUUCAUCUUAAAAUUAACGCAAAAAGGUAAAACACCGAUUUUACUCAUACGCAUACGUAGUGAAGCAGGGCCCCCACAUCUGUUCAAAAUUAACCUAUGCCAGUGUGCUGAUCAAUUGAGCCACAAUCUCUUUUCAGCUCUAAUACUGAAAACGUCAUUUUAAAAAUCCUUCCGAGAUCUAUGUGUAAUAAUCAGCGCGAUAGAUUUGUCUGUUCGCUUGCAUCCCUACUCACACUCUAGAGCGCAUUAUAGGUCGACUUUCCACUGUGGAUCUAUCGGGCGUUCAAUUUGUACUUUCGCUGUAUGUGUGUGUUAAUCCAUCAUCUCCUAUGUUUCUACCGCACAUGUGCACCGUUAAUCGAAGAGACCUGCAUCAUUUGCAGCCCUAUUUCGUCCGUCACUUACAAUCGUUGUAGGCGUCGUGAUAGGCGUAGAAUUGUUGAGGAUAAAGGAACUUUGUUAAGCAUACAUUCAACAGUGCCAAGUAAAAGCAAAGACCGCAAACUAAACGAAAAACAACCCAGAAACAGCUACACCAGAUAACUGCAACUAGGUAACAUCAUUUCGCAUGUCCACGUUGUUAGAUACAAUAAAACGAAGGCGGCUAAACAUUAUGGAACUAUUGUUGACAAAUUCGUUCGACCAUUUUUUAUGCUUAUCCAAACCCACGGAGCUCUUCGUUACGCAUUGAAUAAAUAUGGCUAUUCAUAAAUAUAACUGAUAAGUAACUAGUAGCAGCAGUUAUACUAUUUGUAGUGCCAUUCAUUGUAGCUGCAACACUGUAUAAAAUACAAACAAUAAUAACGAGUCAUUACGUUUGACAGCAAGCUAUGUAUCAUGCCGAAGAUAUAACACUUAGUCGUAACGAUCAAAGCAAUGAUCGUUGUCGACCCGUUGAGACGUUUCGACAAACGCAAAAGUAACGAAGGCUGGUAGCAGACGAUAUGAAGUAAACUUCGAGCUAGAUUAAUGGCGGCAAUUUAAGCUGGGAUUUGAAUCUGAGCUUUGCCGAACAGUUAAGCGUGUAUCAGGCGUUUCUUUGCUUUGUGGCAAGAAUUUCAAGAGAUAGUUGCUAGAAAACGAAAGGCAAGGCGAGCAAGCCACUAAUACGCUGGCUUACACAGACGCAGCAUCUCUUAUCUUCAAUAGUAUCGAAUCAUCGUUCUUGUUUUGGAACGCCUUUUGAUAGUAUCUUGUCCGACAUGACGGUUUACACUAAACACCGAGACAAAAGCGACGUCAUAAGGCGAUCUGUCUUAGGCUUUGAAACACAGCCCAUUUGGUAAUGAAACGGACACACUAGAAGCAUUCGAUUAUACAAUGUGUGUUGGGUCAUUUACCAACGUUGACAUUCGUUACCUAUUCGAAAAUGCUAACUGUAUUUACGGUAGACCUAUCCAUGCCCAUACGUGAUUGCGAUGUGAAGUAUUUAAAGAGCCGGAAAAGUUCAUAAACGAAAAGCACAAUUAUAGAAACGAUAUCCCUUUUGGAGGGACAAGGGAGUCGUGUACGAAUCAAAAUAGCAAUCAUCGAUGUACCAUGUAUUUCGUGCGGAAGGUAUGCGAAGAAUUAGUGGUUCCGGCAUUUAAGGUACCUCUUUUUGCUACUGUUACUAGAAGUAUACAGUUAAAGCUAUUUAGAAAAUUAGAGUGUUACGCAAUACAUGUUUAUGCGAGUACUUGAUAAUUUAGAAUUAAUCUCAGUGCAAAAAAAGCACCUACUCAUACUACUCACAGUCAGUCCCUUCAGAUUACUUCACUAAUAAGUACUUCGAAGAAUAGACGAGUAAUUCACUACAAUUCAGUAUCGGCGUUACAGAGGGAAACGCAGCGGUCAAAAACUCUUUGUCUCGAGAACAUUUGUUGGAAUGAAGAAGAUUUACCCUACGGGUAUUAGACGACAUAACGCACAUAUCGUAUCCUGUCUAUAGCUUUUCAUACUAUUUAGCUGACGAAAGGCUACUAUUGUUAUCAUUUUAAAUUACAUAUAGUUCAGCGGAACGUAUAGGGCCAUGCUACGUUCCUACUGAAUUUUUCGUAACUGACAUUGUUAAUGUUAGUGUGCCUCCCAACACAUACGGUCAUUAUAGAGCACCUCCUGUAGCUAAUGACAAAAUCAUGAAACUGAAUCGUUGCCUUAUCGCAGAAAUAUACGCGGAUUCCUAUUGACGUAUCUCAGUGAUAACGUCCAUUCAAUGUUCCGCCACUAAGGGCCUAAUUCUAGGUUCUCGGUGGCGGAGCUAGUCGGCUAUAGGCUAUAGAUUCGAUUUCCCUACUGAACUGCAUAGAUAUAUCCGUUAGUGCGACCAUUCAUUUAAGCUGCAACUGACUUGCUUGCUCAACCCAAGUUUAGGAGGCAGAGAUAAUUGAUAGAUUGGUUGGUAACUGAUCGACAUGUGGCUAAUCGAUACGAGACUUUAACCAGGCUGCUUUGGCAAGGGAAAAAAAGCCAAAAGCGGAUGUCUAUAGCAAUUGCAGUUUUGAAGAUGUUGACAAACACGAAUAAUAAUGACUGCAUGUUGGGUGGCACUCGAUUGAGUUGCCAUAUCUACUAUCUUAUGUGUUAACUAGGAAGUCGUCUAAAGCAACGUUCGUAAACUUACUACACUAGUUAUCAUAUUGUUAGUCUUGUUAUGAUUAAUAUUAUAUAUUAUCAAUUACUUCCAAGAAGAGUAGUUACGCGCUCGGGUUCGUUACUAGUUAUCCGCGCGCGAUAGACAUGUAGCCCACACAGGAAAUAAUGUAUAUGUUACAGAAAGAAAACUAGGUGCAUUAAAAACCAAAUUUACAUUGAAUGAAGGGUGAAAACUACCUGCCGAUCACAUAGAGACAAUAUCCACAACUGAUGACAGAUCAUAACGCUAGGAAAAAAAUAACAAUGAAAAUGAUAAUAAUGUAUAUACUUUUUAUACCUCAAAAUAAAACCUCGCAAAAAUGAUUAAGAAAUAUUGUGGUUACCGUUGAUUGAAAUUAUAGAAAUGUACGAUACGAAUGCAAUAAUAACAAUAAAGAAAGUGAUGGCAAAAACAACA